Molecule: messenger RNA, 825 nt
Organism: Phytophthora sojae
Lineage: Eukaryota; Oomycota; Peronosporomycetes; Peronosporales; Peronosporaceae
Exons: 3
Biological process (GO): DNA integration; DNA recombination
Molecular function (GO): DNA binding
Source: RefSeq, a predicted model, not a curated record
AUGGAUGGAAUCUAUUAUGACGCUGCAAGUUCUAAGGACUACCAGGACGCUGCACUGCUUGCGCUGAUGUGGUACACGUUUGGGAGGGCUUCAGACCUCGGUUUUGUGGCUAAGAGUAGCCUGUCCGUCAUCGCCGACGGCCAAGUUCUCUCCAUAUUCCCCGAGAAGGACAGCUUUAUUACCUGCCCUCUGCACGCUGUAGCGAUGACACUCGUGAUGCAAGAUUUCCCAUCGUCUCAAGUCUUGGAGCAUCCUCAGUUGUUUGAUGGUAGCGCCGAGAAGUUGGCUGCUCCAGACGACGUACCGCUAGCUGCAUCGAAAGCACAGGCAAGAGCUAAGCCAACGCCCAACCUUUCCUCACACUCCUUUAGGCGAGGCGGCGCUCAGCAUGCCAACAGUGAUCCGUCACUUUGUGCGCAGUGGAUUUUUGAUCGGGGAUCGUGGAACAUGACGGCCACGAAUAAGGCAUUUUCCUAUGUCUUUAACACGACGAGCGAAGACCAAAAGGUUUCCAGGGUGUUGAGUGGGUGGGACUCAUGCCAGAAACCACCUGUCCCGAUGCUGUCGUGGUUUGAUUCGGCUACAAAGAGUCAAGCUCUGUCCCUCGCUGCUCUACUCUUCCAAACGAGCCUGAAUACUCAAGACCCUGAAAAGCGCCUGAAUGACAGAGUGGCUGAUGUCCUUGUCGCCGCCCUAAUCCAGCGGUUUCCAGAAAUUUUGGAUCGAUAUCCAAUGUGCCCCUACGUCACUAGAAUGCGUCAGUGUCUGUUGGCACUUGGUAUUUCUAAGGCUCAAGUUUUGGCGUGGAGCUCGGAACUUCAGCAG